AUGGAUAAAAAAUUUAAUCAUUCAGAAAUAUUUCCUAAUAACCCCAUGCUCAUGUGUUUAUGCGGUAGUUCCGGUUCUGGGAAAAUUCAUCUCACUUUUAACAUGUUGACAACACCAAACCUUUUAGAUUUCGAUUCUUUGUAUAUCUACACAACAACACCAGAGCAAUCGUAUUAUCAAUUUCUCAAAGCUUUAGAAUAUUUACCAAAGAAAGAUGUUCAAGACCUAUUUCAAUAUUACGAAGAAAAAGAAGAAGAAGAAGUGGAAAUAAAAGAUAUCUUAGAUAUCGAAGGAAAGAAACCAACGGAUAAAAAGUUAUUCUUACGAAAAAUGUUAAUGACCUAG
Messenger RNA from Lottia gigantea (owl limpet), 345 nucleotides. RefSeq lists its product as hypothetical. The transcript has a single exon. The record is from RefSeq and is a predicted model, not a curated record. Gene Ontology annotation, cellular component: cytoplasm. The coding region runs from base 1 to 345 and encodes 114 amino acids. NCBI's taxonomy places the organism in Eukaryota, Metazoa, Mollusca, Gastropoda, Lottiidae. Gene Ontology annotation, biological process: regulation of phosphorylation.